Sparassis crispa is the source of this 1566-nucleotide messenger RNA. Its product is annotated as Phosphatidylserine decarboxylase proenzyme 1, mitochondrial. Lineage: Eukaryota; Fungi; Basidiomycota; Agaricomycetes; Polyporales; Sparassidaceae. Bases 1 to 1566 code for a protein of 521 amino acids. The record is from RefSeq and is a predicted model, not a curated record. Gene Ontology annotation, molecular function: phosphatidylserine decarboxylase activity. Gene Ontology annotation, biological process: phosphatidylethanolamine biosynthetic process. Gene Ontology annotation, cellular component: mitochondrion. The transcript is spliced from 6 exons.
AUGCUGCGGGGUCGAGUGAGGAAGAACAUUUCCUUGCAUUCCUGGAGGUUCCUGGAGAGAUGCAAGCGAAGCAGGAUUACUGUCUUCGUGCGGAGAGCCCACAGGUCAUACUCUACCUUCAAGCAACCGCAACAGGAGAGUAACAGUGGUAGUCAGCGGCCACCAUUGCGCCAAAGACUCGCUUCCGCGUGGAAGGAAACACCAACGACAUGGUAUCCUCUCCCUGUUGCCGUUGGCGCUCUCCUCCUGCUCGCUAUUCAGUUUCGCAAGAAGGUCGCAGAGACGGAGGUGCAUGUGGAUAACGAGGGUCGAGAGGUGGUCAAGCUGAAGGGACCUUGGCAUGUUCAUGUGAUGGGUGCUCUUCCACUGCGAAACCUCUCUCGUGUCUGGGGCUAUGUAAACUCUUUUGAGUUGCCAGUCUGGUUUAGACCCUAUGGCUUUCGGUUCUACGCUUGGGCCUUCGGUUGUGACUUGACUGAAAUCGAACCAGAGGAUCUCACGAAAUAUGCCAGUCUGGGGGAGUUCUUUUACAGGGAUCUGAAAGAUGGCGCUCGACCCGUCGCAGAUGCCGUCCUGGUGAGUCCCGCCGAUGGAAAGAUUCUACACUUUGGCACCAUCACAAACGGACGUGUUGAGCAAGUCAAGGGCAGCACCUACUCACUUGACGCGCUUCUGGGUGUUGAAAGCCCUCAUGUUCGCCCCGCGCCCGUCACAUUCCCGCGGCGCGAUAUGGCUGAAGUUGACGACCGGGACUUCGCAGACAUAAACGGAAUUGAAUACAGCCUGGAAGAGCUACUCGGCGCCUCCGAGUCGAACACGCCCGGGUCUUCCGGUACCUCGACGCCGACAACUAGUGUAUCACCCGGCGUGCAUCCAUCCCAUGCGAAGAAGUACGGUGCGCAGAUCGAUGCUUCCGUGUCUUUCGACGCGAGUAUGUCGGAUGUCAUCGCGCACGACGCGUCCGUUGCGGCGGAAAUGGGCCUGCGCCCUUCCUUAGAGCGUACUCGAAGUAGACUGAGCAAAGCACCUAGACCUGGAAACGCGCUAUACUUUGUCGUCGUGUAUCUGGCGCCAGGUGACUAUCACAAAUUUCACAGCCCUACUGCAUGGGUGGUGGAGAAGCGCCGCCACUUUGUUGGUGAUCUGUUUUCUGUAUCACCGUGGAUGGCUAAACGCUUGGAGAAUUUGUUCGUGCUGAACGAACGGGUUGCGCUGCUUGGGCGGUGGAAAUAUGGCUUCUUCAGCAUGGUUCCAGUUGGUGCGACAAACGUGGGUAGUAUCAAGAUUGACUUUGACCAGGCCCUUCGAACUAACGUGGCAUCACGCCGCCGCCCUCCAGUCGGGACCUACACCGAAGCAGUGUACUCUGCCGCCUCGCCGAUCCUUAAUGGGCAGCCGCUCAUGAAGGCACAAAAAAUGGGUGGCUUCAGUCUUGGUAGCACCGUCGUUGUCGUAUUUGAGGCACCCCAGGACUUCCAGUUCACUAUCCAUGCGGGCCAGAAGAUCAAGGUGGGCGAAACGAUGGGAGACGUCGCGACUGCUUUCGAGUCCAAAAAGCAACGGUGA